Geodia barretti is the source of this 4104-nucleotide messenger RNA. NCBI's taxonomy places the organism in Eukaryota, Metazoa, Porifera, Demospongiae, Tetractinellida, Geodiidae. The record is from the annotation of a GenBank genome assembly.
AUGCUCCUCCAAGUUGCAGAGCAGAAAACAGCUGUGGAGGCCGAGAUCCAAGCCCACUCGAUGGUGCACCACCGGAAUGUGGUGCAACUGAUAUGCUCUGAAAUUCGAGGCAAUGCAGAUGGCACUUCUACUGCCUUCCUACUCUUUCCGUACUACCGUGUGAGUAACUCCUCGGCACAGCAUAGAGGUGGGGCAAGCAUGCUUCUUGCUCAGGGUGGUACUCUGCAAGACCUCAUUGACAGAAGUGGGCAGGCCCUCCCUCAGGCAAGGCUGCUGCAGCUCAUGGUUUCUGUGUGCAGAGGUCUGCAUGCCAUGCACCUCAGCUCUCUGGCACACAGGGAUGUGAAGGUAGCAAUACUGUUCGUGGCAUAUGGUAUUAAACUGAGUCUUCUCAAGCCUGCCAACCUAGUGCUGGCCGACUCCCUUGACGAACUGGUGCUGAUGGACUUGGGCAGUGCAGCACGUGCUUCAGUGAAUGUGUCCAGCAGGCAAGAAGCGCUGGCAUUACAGGAGACAUGUGCCCAGACCUGCACUGCUCAGUACAGGGCACCUGAACUAUUUGAGGUUCCCUCCUCUGGGACUAUUACUGCCUCCUCUGAUGUGUGGUCUCUCGGAUGUUGCAUAUAUGCUGCUGCAUUUGGACACAGUCCUUUUGAUGGCUCAGCACUGGCUGCCAUGAGUGGAAGGUUGUCUUUCCCAAGAGAUCAUUCAGAACGAAUUUACAAUGUGGGGUUCAUAGCCCACAUUGAUGCUGGUAAAACGACUACCACAGAGAGGAUGCUGUACUUUGCAGGUCUCACUUCACGUGUUGGUAAUGUUGAUAGUGGGAACACGGUUAUGGACUACCUUCCUCCAGAGAGGGAGAGGGGCAUCACGAUAUCCAGUGCUGCUAUCUCUCUCCCCUGGUCUGGGUGUACCUUGAAUUUGAUAGACACCCCAGGCCAUGCCGACUUCACCUUUGAGGUGGAGAGGACCUUGCCGGUGCUGGAUGGUGCAGUUGUCUUACUUGAUGCUUCUUCAGGAGUGGAGGCUCAGACUGUGGCAGUGUGGCGUCAGGCUAAGUCGUGCAAGAUACCCUGUGUCGCUUUUGUGAACAAGAUGGAUAGCUCCCGAGCCAAUCUGCAGAGCACUGUAGAGUCAAUGGAACAGCAGCUAGGAGUACAGCCAGUGCUGACGCAGCUUCCUGUGGGGGAUGGGAGGGAUUUCCAGGGUGUGGUGGACCUGCUCCAUAUGCAUGCCCUCAUGUGGCCACAAGAAACGGAAGGAACCUCUUACUUUCGUGUCCUACUUGAAAAUCUUCCUCAAGACACUAAAAAACUAGCUCACCACUACCGAGAGCAGCUACUAGAACAGGUGGCAAUGGAGGAUGAUGAGUUGGCCAGUGUGUUACUGGGCAGUGGCUCUGUGAGCCUUGGUCCGGAGGAGCUUUCUCGGGCUCUACGGAGGAGCUGUGCUUCUGGAGCCAUAGUUCCGGUGCUCUGUGGCAGUGCUCUGAGAGGUGUAGCCAUCCAACCUCUGAUGGAUGCUGCCAUUAACUACCUCCCACCUGCCAGUAAACUGAGCUCAAGGAUUCCAGUGGUGGCUCGUGGACUUUGUGCUUAUGCCUUCAAACAAGUGUACGACUCUCACCGAGGCCUACUAGCCUAUGUCCGAGUGCUCUCAGGCUCUCUCAAGUCCCACACAUCCGUCUACAAUCUCUCUACCAAAAGCAGGGAAAAAGUGACCAGGGUUCUCAUGGCACAAGCUGACCGACUACAAGACGUGAAGGAAGCAGGGGAGGGAAGGAUUGCAGUGCUUGUGGGGCUCAAAAAUACCUUUACUGGAGACACUCUAGUGCAGUCAACAGCAGUGGCCAAAUCCUUGGAGGAAGAGGGUGUGGUCUCCCUGUUAACUCCACCCACUGUACCUCCACCAGUGUUCCUCUGCACUGUGGAGCCAUCGUCUUCAGCCAACCAGAAGAAUUUGGAGGAAGCACUGCUGAUCUUGUCGCGAGAGGACCCGAGUCUUCGAGUGACAUUUGACUCUGACACUGGUCAGACGGUUUUGUCUGGGAUGGGUGAGCUCCAUUUGGAGGUAGUUGAGGAGCGACUGAAGAGGGUGUAUGGUGUUGAGUGUGAGCUGGGGCCGUUGCAGGUGGCCUACCGAGAGAGUCUGCUGCGGGAGACAUUUGCAACUGCUGCUCUGGACCGAGCCAUUGGAUCGUCAAAGCACUCUGUGUUUGCAAGAGUAGGGCUGUAUCCCCGAGAGCCUGGGAAUGGUGUGAGUGUGAGCUUUGGGUCGGAGGUGAAGCUGGAGAAGAGCAUGACACAGGUCCUGAGCUCAGCAGUGGAGACUAGUCUCACUCGAGGCCCUCUGCUGGGGUUCCCCAUGGAAGGUGUCUCUGUGUGUGUGGAGGAGCUGACUGGUGAUGGAGUGGCUCCUCUGCCUCUCCUCUCAGCCUGUCUGGCCCAGGCAGUCCAGAAGGCACUGGAAGUGGCAGAGAUUGGGCUGCUAGAGCCACUGACACAACUAGAGGUCGUAGUACCAGAGGAGUUGGUUGGAGUAGUUCUUUCAGAUCUGACAUCCACGAGAAGGGCUCAGGUGCAGUGUUUGUCUGAGGGUGUGGGUGGUGAGAGAACAGUACUGGCCCAAGUCCCUCUCACAACACUCCUUGGCUAUGCCAAAGACCUGCGCAGUAUGACUAGUGGUUCUGCCAGUUUCACUAUGUUGUCUGCUGGUCAUCUACAAAUGGACAACCACCAACAGAACGCUGUAGUUAAACAGAUACGAGGCUAUUAACCAGUGUCUAUAGCUACUAUCCGUUUGAAACUGAAAACUGAUUGGAAGACAUGAAUAUCAAAAGAAGUGGAAUGAAGUGGUGGGUGUGAACAAACUACUAAUAUUGAAGAUGAAAAAUAGUGAGUAAGCUGUUUGGUGGACUGUACAGGAAGUGACUCACAAAACAAAAGAAAAGCUGUGUACAAAAAAGUAAUCUGUGUAAAAAAGUAAGAAACAAAAACAGCAAUGUGUGUGGUGCCAGUGGAAUGGGACAGUCUCAGAAUGAGAAUGCAUUUGGUUGAGAUGUGACGCUGGUGUAGACAGUGUUGUGGGCCUCAGUUGUCAUGGGUGAAGAAAACUCUGCCUCAAAAGGGCCCAGGUUCUCAGGAGGGGAGCCCCAGGCAGACAUGUUCUGGUGGUAGGCAAUGGGUGACACUGCAGGUCUGCUGCCUGCCUCAUACGAGGCAGGGGGGUACUGGAACGCUGCCAUGGCUGCCGCUGACUGGGGAGAAAUCUGGCCCAGGGAAUCAGGGGUGGGCGGAGCUUGGGGGGUCAAAGGUGGGAUCUGUACCUUUCCCUGAGCCAGGGGUUGUGUGGCGGUCUGAGCCUGCCUGGCAAGAGCCUCUGCUUGAAUGGCUUUCUUCUUGUCCUUGCACCUCUUGUUCUGGAACCACACUCGAAUGACUCGUGAACUGAGCCCUGUCAGCUCCACCAGGUGCUCCUUUAGGAGGGCGUCUGGUCUGGGGUUACUGGCAUACACAGUCCUGAGAGUCUGGAGCUGCUGCUCUGAGAGCACAGUCCUCACACGAGGUCCUUUGUCAGCCACACUGCCCCUCUUCCUGGGGCCUGUUGACACCGCAUCUGGGCCAGGGCACCGGCUGUUAGCAUUACUUGAUUCUGGUGCAGUGCAGGUAGAGGGUGGAUCAAGAGGCAGAGAGUCAAAGUGUUUGUGGCAGAAGAGCUUUCCUGAGCUGACAGCGUACUGCUCUCCGGGCUGGAGUCGAUGCUCACAGGCAGAACACUGGAAGCACUCCAAAUGGAACACCUGAACACAAAUUGCCUUGUCACACAAACAGCAAAAAUGAGGUCGUUAUCUGGCGACCUGUGACUUGGCUCGCAUGAUGAGGUCCGAGGCACCAAUGUUACAGUGGCAGAGGGCACACACACACCCAAACAGCCUGUGUGUCAAGACGAAGGAGGGAAGCUGUGAACAAGUCUCAGGUUUGCAAAUAGUCUGCUGAGUUUACAGGUACACUAGCAAUGAGCCAAGUUGGCAGUAACCAUGACAACCAGGCAUGUGCAUAUAGUGCAGUGAGUCAAGGUCUGGAGGGGAAAGAAACGCCAGCA